AUGUCCAACACUGCAUCCAGCCUUCCGCCUGAUCUGUUUGACCAGACGACGCUCGUCUCCCUAGGCGCGACCAUCGUCCUCCUCUCCGUUGCCAUCGCCCUCUCCCGCCGCGUCCUCCACCCCACCACAUCAACGAGCUAUCGCGUCCUCUUCAUCUGGCACGCCUUUGAUGCCUUGAUCCACUUCUUCCUCGAGGGCAGCUUCCUCUACCAUUGCUUCUUCUCCUACACGCCCCUCGCCGACAUCCCCGACGCCGAUCUCUCUGGUUACCACCCGACCCCGGCCAACUAUCUCGGAUACUCGGACCGCAUCUAUGGCGCGCAGGCAGGCGGUGACAACCCCUUUGCGCAGCUUUGGAUGGUCUACGCCAGGGCUGACAAGAGAUGGGCUGGUGCGGACUUGGGUGUGAUUUCUCUCGAGCUGCUGACUGUCUUCGGCGCUGGCCCGUUGGCCUGCUGGAUUUGCUACUGCAUCGCCAAGCGUGACCCGAAGGUCAACAUCUGGAUGAUCAUCAUCGCGACGGCAGAGCUAUACGGAGGCUUCAUGACCUUCUGCCCCGAGUGGCUCACCGGAAACAUCAACCUCGAUACCAGCAACUUCAUGUAUCUCUGGGUGUACCUCGUCUUCUUCAACAUGCUCUGGGUCUUCAUCCCGUUUUACGCCAUCUACGUCGCCUUUGGCGAGAUCUCUGCUGCGUUUAAGGCCCAGGGCGUCAGGAAGAACCUCUAA
Messenger RNA from Colletotrichum siamense, 729 nucleotides. It is a transcript of the gene Ebpl, whose product is annotated as Emopamil-binding protein-like. Gene Ontology annotation, molecular function: cholestenol delta-isomerase activity. The transcript is spliced from 3 exons. NCBI's taxonomy places the organism in Eukaryota, Fungi, Ascomycota, Sordariomycetes, Glomerellales, Glomerellaceae. Gene Ontology annotation, cellular component: endoplasmic reticulum; membrane. The coding region runs from base 1 to 729 and encodes 242 amino acids. The record is from RefSeq and is a predicted model, not a curated record. Gene Ontology annotation, biological process: sterol metabolic process.